GUGUGCCCUGGUUUCAGCAGUGGUGGACGUUCCACACACUCACAUGACUCUUUACAAACCCAGCAUUGUCAAGGCUUCCGUUUGUGUCACUCAGAUGAGUAAUGGCUGGUGGAAAUGAUUGAUCCCCGAGGUGAGCGCAGGGCAGGCUCUUAAUGAAAACUCACGCAGGCGGUGCUCCUUUCAUCCCUGCCUCUUCCCUCCCUAGCUUGUGACUGGAUGAGGGAGCGGAGCAGGGAGCCAGCGGAUGUCACAGAACCUCCGGUAGCAGGACAAGCCUGUGAUUUUCGUGGGGUUUAUUUCUGCUCUUGCUGGGAGCGGGAAAGACCAAAGGUACCAAUUGACAGAAAGGCUGCGCAGCUUGUCGCCUCAGCCAGUUGCGCACAGGAGCGCACUCAGCUUGGCUCUCGGUGCGGACAGUCGCCCUGCGGGACCGGGAGGACUGCACUGAGAACAGCGCUCCAGUUCCAGCAAGGAGGGUGAGGGCGCCCAGGCUCGGAGAGCAAGCUGUGGUUUUUCGGGCUGGACCCGAGAGGCACAGAGGGGACGCAGCUGAGUCCUCACUGUCCCUCCCGUGCAGCAGAAACUCUGCCCGCCGGUGGGAACCCCGAGAGAGGUUCGCCCUGCAGAGGACCUGGGAGAAGGCAGUCUCAGCGCCAGCGCGGCAGGGAGGUGUGGGAAGCUCUGCGACUCUCUGCGCUCUCCAAGGUGUGUACCACAGAGCUCUGGGAGCUCGGCUGGAAGAGGCUCAGAGCAACAGGUGCGACCCCAAGGCGCUGCUGGAGAGAGGGGACACCGCCGGCAAGGGAUUAGAACCAGUAAGGCGGAGAAGAGUCUCCACCUGCAGGUCGCCUGGACGAGUCCCACCCGCCCAGCUCGCGGACUGCUAGCAAUCCGAGUAGCCCAGACCGGUACCUCCUGUGUUCUGGAGCCUGCCGCCCACACAUGGGAAGGCUCAACUCCGUACUGGCAACACCACCCCCUCUCUAGCCAGGUCGGGCACAGAGGACAUUUCUACCAGGCACGGCCCGGGGCGCUGCCCCCCUGCUCUCUUGUCAGGUGCGGGAGAUUCUAGCUGGAGACAUCCACUCUCGCUGCUCUGUGCUGGACCACUCGGUGAUCCUCCGCUACCCCUCGAGCCGGCUUUCUCUGCCUGGCACGCCUUCCCAGCACGCUCCGUUGAGUAGACACCCAAGGGGUGUCCCAGUAAGUGAUGGAGCUGGCUACAUUGAACCUCAGCGAGGGGAACGGGAGCGAUCCAGAGCUUCCCACCGCGGAGUCCAGGCUGCUGUUAGGUAUCGGCGUGGAGAACUUCAUCACGCUGGUGGUGUUUGGCCUGAUUUUCGCGAUGGGCGUGCUGGGCAACAGCCUGGUGAUCACUGUGCUGGCGCGCAGCAAACCGGGUAAGCCGCGCAGCACCACCAACCUGUUCAUUCUCAACCUGAGCAUCGCAGACCUGGCCUACCUGCUCUUUUGCAUCCCCUUCCAGGCCACCGUGUACGCACUGCCCACCUGGGUGCUGGGCGCCUUCAUCUGCAAGUUUAUACACUACUUCUUCACUGUGUCCAUGCUCGUGAGCAUCUUCACCUUGGCCGCGAUGUCUGUGGACCGCUACGUGGCCAUUGUGCACUCGCGGCGCUCCUCCUCCCUCAGGGUGUCCCGCAAUGCGCUGCUGGGCGUGGGCUUCAUCUGGGCGCUGUCCAUUGCCAUGGCCUCGCCAGUGGCCUACCACCAGCGCCUCUUCCAUCGGGACAGCAACCAGACCUUCUGCUGGGAGCACUGGCCCAACCAGCUCCACAAGAAGGCUUAUGUGGUGUGCACUUUCAUCUUCGGCUACCUGCUGCCCUUACUGCUCAUCUGCUUUUGCUAUGCUAAGGUUCUUAAUCAUCUGCAUAAGAAGUUGAAGAACAUGUCAAAAAAGUCAGAAGCAUCCAAGAAAAAGACCGCACAGACUGUCCUGGUGGUGGUUGUGGUUUUUGGCAUAUCCUGGUUGCCCCAUCACGUCGUCCACCUCUGGGCUGAGUUCGGAGCGUUCCCGCUGACCCAAGCUUCCUUCUUCUUCAGGAUCACUGCCCACUGCCUGGCAUACAGCAACUCCUCGGUGAACCCCAUCAUAUACGCUUUUCUCUCGGAAAACUUCCGGAAGGCAUACAAGCAAGUGUUCAAGUGCCACAUUCGCAAGGAAUCACUCCCCAGUGAUACCAAAGAAAACAGGAGCCGAAUAGACACCCCGCCAUCCACCAACUGCACCCACGUGUGAAGGUUCACUGGGGCCUCCUGCCCCCCCAGCUCCUGUGUGGGUUAGAGAGAAGAAGAUAUGGUGAACUAUCAUGAAACAUGGCAGCUUGUUCUCCUGACAACAAUUCAUAUCAUUCUAACUACAUUCCAUGGCUGUUAAAGUAUUUUCUUUAGGAACUUCUGGGUCCACUGAAGAUUAUUUUCCAAUUUUGCUUCAUUUUAUAAUUGUAUUUUUGAAACAAAAGAAAAUUCUGUACAGUUUGUGUCUUUCAAGGAGUGAGAGUCCAAUAGCAUUCUACAAAUAUGUUCAGAUCUCCAUGGAAUAAGGCCAGUUCUGUAAAACAGUGAAGAAUAUUUGAAAUCUACAUUUUAAAGGCAGUUAAUUUAGGGGAAAAGUUCUUUUUUCCCUUUAGUUUUGAGAGGAGAGCCAAUAUUCUAUGCUGUGUGUUUUGAAAUACAGUUGUGGUGCAGAAUAAUGGAUUUUAUUUAAUUGAAACUUUGUGGACAGGCAUCUUUCCUAAGUGGGGCAGAGGGGGUGGGGUGGCUUUUCAAGUCUGUUCUUAUGGGUAGCCAGAGGUCUGUCUGGGAACAUGAGACCCAUUAAGUUCAUCUCAGGAGAACAGCAGUGCCUCUACUUUGAAACAGUCCUGUGAACUGAGAAGUUUAGGGUGAAUUAAGCAAUGCCCAGGGACUCUGCUGAGGACCACCGGUCUGGAAGAGGCACCAGAGGGUGAGUCCUGACAAAUGAAACUCUGUGCUGUGAGUGAAAACAAAGAAUCAUUUGGGAGAAUAUGUACACCUAGAGAAAUGCUGUCUUGCACAGACAUACUUUUUUUUUCAUUAAACUUGUCCCAACAAAUGUUUAAUGCUCAUUUUCCCUGAACGUUAUUCCCUGGGGUAAUGUUAAUUUAGAGUCAGAAUCCUUACCACUUGUCUGACAAGUAUGAUUUUCAUGACAAUUUCAUAUUUGUUUAUACUUGCCAUAGGAAAAUGCUGUGAAAACAUUACAUUGUCAUAUCUCAGAAAAAUAAUGAUUAGAUUUAAGACUCUGAUAUAUUUUAGGAGGUAGGAAACAAAAGCAAGACACAUUUUUUUUUUAAGCCAAAAAGGACAUUGUAUGCGUGCCAAAUCAGGGCUUCCUAUGAAGCGUGUAAUUUAGGUUAAAAAACAAACGUAAUGUAAGCUUUUGGCUUGUUAACUUUUCCAGCUCACCCAUUUAUUUUCAUGACUUAUCUCCCUGUAAACAGUGUUUACAUUUGCAAAGGCCUAAGUCAUUCUCUGGACGGAAAAAGGAAAACUGUUAAAAUCAUGGGAAAUGAUGACUUUUCAAUGGUUGCCAGGGAAGGGCGUGCAUACUGCAGUAGGUGUGUAUUUUAAAGAGAAUUGUAAGCCCUUUGCAUGGAUUUUGUUGUUGUUGUUUGUUUGGAGCAGAAGUAUUUUUGUCUUGAGAAAGAUACCUCAUGUGAUUUGUGGAACCCAAAGCUGCUGCUGUAGAUAUCGGCAUACCUUCUUCAUUCACACUGUCCACAGCGGGGCGUGGACAAACCUGUGUAUGAGAUUUUCUGUGCUGUGAUGAUUCCCUUGUUCUCUCAUGGUCAGAGGCAUCUUAGAUGCAUGUGUUUAACAAUAUUGUGGCUAAGGCAGAGCUUGUCCAGAAGGCAUGCUGGUAUGAGUGUUGGUGGCAUGUAUUCACACACCUGUGGCUCUGUCCUCCACAGAUAGCACAUCUAAAGGUCAGAGCUACCACAAGAAAGCGAUAACUUGCACCCCAAACCUCAAAUUUGCUAAAUAUUGGUUCGAAUUGCUCCUGAAACUGGAAGAUGCUUCCUGGGAACUGUCGUUCUAAUAAUUUUCUCUUAGCCUGGAGCUUGUGUGUAUUUCUAAAACAACUUAGGAUCCUGAUUGUAGCCUAUUUCCUGCAAAGACUCCUACUAAAUGGAGUGUUUGGGAAAGUGUCCCUAAGACCUGGGCCAGAUAAGUCACCCAGAUGAGUACAGGGAGAGUCCAUUAAUGUGCCAAACUUCUUCUAUUGUGGCCCUUCCUGGUAAGUGAUUAUUAAGAUCAGUUUGGAGGUACCUUCCAUCCUCCACUGGAUGCUGGUGACUUUCCCUCCAUCCCACACUGGACGAUGGCGACCUCCCUGAUACAGCAAGCAUAUUUCCUGCAGCCAGGAGGAAGAGGAAAUGUGUGGGUCUUUGAAGUCAGGUGGCUGCAAAGCUCUGCUUUUUAGGUUGUUUCACAGAAAAUUGAUGUUUUCUCUACAAGCUUUUCGGCUUCAGUGCUCUGAGGUAGCAGUUAUUUUGUGGGACCUUUCCUGGAGAAAUGGACUUGGGAAUAUUUAAAUAGCGGGAAGGCUUGCUAUUACACACACACACCAAUUCCAGCUUCCCACAGAGUAGUUCAGUCAGCAACAUUCCCAAGAGGUAUUGUAAUAGACUUGUUCUAUGCUAUUCUGAUCACAUAUGUAUUCAGCAGUGGAAGAGACUGAGGCUCCUUUUUGAAUAUUUUAGGCAAGUUAUUGUUGCUUUUGACUAAAUUGUUCUAUUUACGCAUUGAGAAUGGAAUAGUUUCCGGUCCCCCUUUGUCCAUCUUUUGUGCUUUUAUCCUCUUGUCUCAGCCUCUCUCAAUCCUACCUCUCCAGAAAUCCUUACUUGAUGGUUUUCACAGUUGUCCCACCUCCCCCGGAUGUGAGAGGUCAGAAGAGAGAGCUGGCUGCUAGGUUCGUGAGUCAUGCAGGGUCUGGAGCUGCUUAUGAUUCAGCUUCAAAUCGGGAUGGGUUGGGUCGCUGCUUUCCCCCACCUCUCAGGUGCACAGAGGUCCAGCUGUGAUAGUUCCCUUCUGUUGACUGAAACUCCAGGUCAGGAUGCUUCAGAUAGGAGAGGACCACCUGCCUAAGUACCUACUUCCUUCCAUACCAGGCUACAGAGUCCCUGAGCACCUCCAUGCUUUCGAUAAAACCUCAUUGUGUUUGUAAGAACAAUGGGUGUGUGGCUGCAUCAUGCUCUUGGCUUUAUGGGUUUGUUACCUACAUGUGUACAUAUCAUGAAGUGUGGGAACUAGAGAAAUGCGUGAAUGGGAUCAUUUCCUGGGGAAACUCAGCUGUCCAGCAUGUAUGUGCCAGUUCUCAUUUGUGCUGGUUGCAAAUCUUUCUCAUGUUUUCAAUCUGUAAGUGACUGUGUAGGGAAGUGAGUCAGAUCCUUGGCCAUUAAAGAGUUGCAUGCUGGGUUUCUUCUUGAUGACGUGUUGAUGAUCUGUCUAGUUAAUGCCUUGUUUCUUAUAUGACCAUACACAGCAGGUGUCCAAUGAGCCUCAUCAUUGCUGAUUGGCUUGCAAAUGGUAAUUGUACGUGGCUUAAAUUGACACCAUAUUUGAAUAUUUUGAAUAUUUUCCCUCUUAAGUGGAAAAGUUGAGGAUAAAGAACUGUUUAGAAGGCUUCACAUGUUGUGGAUAUGGGCUGCUUCUGUGUGAGGCUAGCAUGUGUCAAGUCACACAGUAGUCAAGGUGUUCUGUUGUUUUCUUGUGCACACGUUGUGCCUCUGAUUCUACCUGGUGGCUUUUCUUCUCAGUGUGAUGGCUCAGAGGCUGGUCUGUGGGUCUGAGGUAAUCCUGUCUAUGUGCUGAUGACAUGCGGAAGCAUUAGCAGGCCUGGACAUUUACUCCUUGAUGGUCUUGGUGGCUGGCUGUGUCCUGUCAGUCCUCGUGCUGGCCCCAUGAGCAUCCUGGGCUCUUAAGUGCUCUUCUGGGUACAGUGACAGUAGUAUGGCCACAGGAAUGAGUGAGGAGAGGGGAAGGGAAUGAGCUUUCCACCUCUACAUGCCCUGUAGAAAUGACUCCCUCUAGAUUUUCUGAACCUGCACAGUGCUGGCUGGGGCUGGCAGCCGCACGAGAGUCUAUCCUAUUGCUCAGGCUUAUGACAUCACCUUGGGUCUUUCUGCUGGAGAACAGACUUCUGGACAUUGCAGGCUAUACUAUGUAGCUUCAGAUUCUGAGGAAUUGGAGACAUCAAAGUAUUGAAAAGACUUUGAGUCUGGGCUCCACCAUGCUAGUCCUCUAGCAACUUGGAGUGUGGGAGUCAGUGUGAUGACCCCUGGUUGGCUGAGCUUUGAGUGCUGUAGGUCUCUUUGAGGUGCUGUCUACCACAGUACUGCAUUUCAAAAGCUUAGAUGCCGAUUAUGAAGGCUGGUUUAUUUACGUGGCAUCCGAUGCCCGUGGCUCUGCAAAGCGUUUUCUCCCUUAGCUUGUUUUGGGUAUUGGAACUGCUCAGCCACAUGGUGACAGAGGGGGAAUUGUGGGUAACUCUUCCCUGUAGCAGAGUCUCAGGCUGGGCCAGCCUUUCCAGGCACAGUUGACCCUGUGGUCCCCUGUCCUUGCGUCCUAAGAAGGAAGAGAUUUGCUAGUGACUGGAGUCAGUGCCAGUCCUGGACCUUCAGGGGGACUCAAGAAAUCAGGUUCCUGGAAUUGCUCAGGAUCUGUGGACGACAAGUGCACAAACCCUCGCUGAACUGUUCGGAAAACCCCAGGUGGGUCCCAGGGCUUGCUUCUGGGGGUUUCUGCACUUCUGGGGGUUUCUGCACUUCUGGGGAGUUCUCCAGGGGAGGACAGUGGGGAUGAGAUUGUCGGCCAAGCAGCUUCCCCUUCCUCGUUCUAUAGGUGACUUCUGGUUCAGCCAACCACAGGCAUCUGCGAACUAUUCCUCGAAAAGAGUGAACACAAGGCAUGUGCUGUUCACUGGCCUAUGUGAAUUUUUCUCAUCCUUCCUCACUCGCUGCCUCUCAAACGCCCCUUUGAUUGCCCUCUCCUGCUCUUUCCUUAGCUUCAGCCGUAGUGGCACACUUGGGGAGAUUCUGUCGGUGAGGAGGGGUAGCCAGAGCUUGGCCAUGCUUCCUAUACCCUCUGAGAACUUACUUCUGGUGUGUUGGGUGUGUGUUGUUACUUCUGAAAUGCCCUGACUCAGUGGCGGAGGUGUGCAAGCAGAAUGAGAGCCAUCUCAACUCCGGAGCUGGCCUCCCAGAUCAGUAUCAUUAGGGUCUCUUGGGCAAGUUCCACCACACUGUGCUCUGGAGGCCCCUGAACCCCCUGCCCUUCACCAGAUCCUCCUCUAUAGGAACACCCUAGCUGGUGACUGAGUCUCCACAGCCACUGUCAUAUUCUUCCUGGCAUGCCGCAAGACAAGAUGAGCUGUCGGUGCCUCAGACCCAGGGGAUAGCUGGCGACCUUGAGGAACCAGGGCGAUCUUGUUACAGAACUUGCCACCUCAGGUGUUACUGAUGAAUGAAGGAUGCCAAUUACAAACAGCCGAGGUUCAAGAAGGUAGAACUGGGAGGGGCUUCAUCUAACUAGACCGGAAGGAAUUACUGUGAACAAAUGGUGACUGGACAACAUUGUGAAAGCCACCCAGCGCUGACUAUGAGAGAGUCUGUGUGACUGAAGGCAAGCAGGGUUUUUUUUUUUUUUUUUAAUCUUCUUUUUUUGAUCCCAAAGGAUGCUGGUUAUAUGGAUGUAGCAAAGAAACCAGCUUCCACGAGCAAGCUUAAGGGCAGGCAGCAGCAUACAAGCUUCUUGGGUGUCUGUGUUCUGGGUCUCUCAGCUUCUCAGCCAGCGAGGAACCGGUUCUUUACGUGUGUGAGGGGAGUAAACAGUCUAGGUUUCAGAUUUUUUUUGCACAGAGCUAGCGUGGAUAAAAGAUUAAAGGCAACAGCUCCAGAAAUGAAGCCUAAUUAUAACACAGACGUAUUCAGAAGCUUUACGUGGGGGUUUGCAAGUGCUGUUUUCCGUGUUUUAACUUUCUAGUGACUAACUUUCUUAAGUCCUCACAUCAUGGGGAGACUGGGAAGCUGACGGAGAGAGCAAGCAUCCAGUUCUGUGUCUGUUGCUUGACAUCCCUGCAUUUCUCAAGUUCUGUCUGCCUGAGCCCCAGGGCCGUGAGCACUGGAGGGAGGAGCAUGGCUGGGAGGACUCCUUUGGGGUCUAAAUUCUUUUGGCAAGUUAUUCUUGGGGAUACCGUGUUAGAGAUCCUCAUCUGUAGUGGAAGGUUCUGGAAACUUGAGUUGAGACUUGGAGUCUCAAACUUGGAAUGAUGUGGGAAGUUCAGAGAGCCCUGCUCUCCCUUCCCUGGGAGCAGAGGGCCUGGGGUUUAAUGGAGGAGCCGAGGGACUCAGGAUGUGGGUGCCCCUCCAGCCUUAGCCUGUGGGUUGAUGGGAGCCAGGAUGAGUGCAUCUACAGCAUUGACUGCGGUGUUCAUGCUGGUGAUCCGAAGUCACAGGUCAAGAGCCGCCAACCGGCUUCUAGAUCAGAGGGUAAAGAACCCGGGCACUGGGGUGUCUGAUACAAGGCUUCCAUGUGUCCAGGGUUUAGAAAACUACUCACAAUGAUUGAUGGGCCUCUAAGGCCCAACUUAAUGGCUCUAGGGGAAAAUAAAGUUGACAUGGAAUUUAAAUCGCUUCAAAUUUCUACUGUUCAACUACUGGUAUUGAGGUAAUCGCAGAAACACAGGUUUCCAGAGCCUUGGGGACUGUAGAGAUUGUGACAGUUCUUCUCAAAAGAAGGAUUUCAUGGCAAGGGCAUGUCAAUUUCUUCCCCCCUCCCUUCACACCCCCCGCCCCCUGCAUCCUAACACAAAAGUUUAAAACAAUAUUCACAAUUGUUACAUAAGAAGUUUUGAAGUCAGUGUUUUAACUCACUGUUAAAUAUGUGCAUGUCUUUGCCUAUAUUAUUAUCUCCAAGAGAUAAACAUAAUAUUGCUGUGGUUCUCUGUAGUUAAAGCUUUUGGUUAAACAGGGAAAGUAAAGAAAAAAAAUCUAUGUAUGCUGUAAUUUGACUUUUACUAAUGAUAUUGCUUAAAUGCUGCUAUUAAACACUGGUGUGAGUUGCCUGAUGCCUGAUGCUGUUGUCCUUGUUCCUUAAGGAGCUGUCAAUCAAAUGUAUCUCAUAAUGACAACUCUAGCAUGAAUGCCAUUAGACUUACGAAGCAAAAACACCAAAAAUUCAGAGUCUGUAUCCCUGCACUUAAGCCAAAUAAGCCCUUCUGAGGUCUCUCCACCCUCAUGUUCUGCAUGGAAUCUACACUUCGUGAUUUGAACUGAUUUUCUUAAAUGAAAAUAAAAUUUGUUCUUUGAAAUGUC
Peromyscus californicus insignis is the source of this 9356-nucleotide messenger RNA. It is a transcript of the gene Galr1, whose product is annotated as galanin receptor 1. Gene Ontology annotation, cellular component: membrane. Gene Ontology annotation, biological process: negative regulation of adenylate cyclase activity; positive regulation of cytosolic calcium ion concentration; G protein-coupled receptor signaling pathway. The record is from RefSeq and is a predicted model, not a curated record. Gene Ontology annotation, molecular function: galanin receptor activity. Lineage: Eukaryota; Metazoa; Chordata; Mammalia; Rodentia; Cricetidae.